AUAUUUCUCUCCUCUCUCAGUUCACUUUAGUUCACUUUGAGCUGAGCGUUCUGAUCAGUCAAAUUAAGUGAUCUCUGAUCUCUCCUAAGAUGUCCUGGACUCGAGUCUUUGUGCUGUCCUCGCUCAGCGUGCUCCUCAUCCUCACCUUUUCCAGUGUGGUGGAAAAUGCAGCCGUCAAGGACAACUCAAAAGCAGGGGAUCCUAAAGGAGUAGAGCGGCAGUUAUUCAUGAAAGAGUCAGAAGCUUCCAACUUCUUCAAACGCCGCAGUCGCCGCUCACCCCAAUACUACAACGAGUACCUAGCUGAGCAGAGGGUAAGACUCGCCAAGGACGAGCAGAGGAGAGAGUACAACGAGGAGCAGAGGGACGAGUUUGAGAACUACGUCGAGGAGGAGCGUGAUGAGCAAGAUGAGAGAACACGAGAGAAGAGUGAGCAGUUCAGGGAGUUUCACUACGACGGCCAAUACCCUCGCUACCACUGGUUCCACUGAGCUGAUCGCUGCAGUGAGGGCCACGGAGUAGAGCUUAUCAUUGGAGUAGUGCUAAUCCUGCCAUCACCUUGCCAUUGUACCUACUAUUAAGUUCUGACACUUUGAGAGUUGUCUCCGUGUUGUUCUUUACUUUUAUCUACAGGAUGAAAGUUUUUUUUAUAAAAAUUAAAUUGUGCAAUAUGUCUCCUUUUAAAUGUAAAAUGUAUUAAAGUGCAGUUUUUGUUUUCUAAACCAAACUUUGUUAUAUAAAACGGAUACUUUAUUGUAUGUUUUGCAUGUUUUUUUUCAUAUACCUUUUAUACAUACAACUUAUAUAAUGUCCUUUAUGUCAGUCUGAGGUAUUCUGAGCAAUAAAAUCAACCCCUGAUGUUGACAACUGGACUUGUUUUUCUUGAGGGCGAUAGCACCUCUUCUGAUUUCUUGAAGUCAAAAUUACAAAUAAAGAUGAGUUUCCUAAC
Messenger RNA from Notolabrus celidotus (New Zealand spotty), 949 nucleotides. RefSeq names its product upper zone of growth plate and cartilage matrix associated a (gene ucmaa). Gene Ontology annotation, biological process: regulation of osteoblast differentiation; embryonic skeletal system development. NCBI's taxonomy places the organism in Eukaryota, Metazoa, Chordata, Actinopteri, Labriformes, Labridae. The record is from RefSeq and is a predicted model, not a curated record. The coding region runs from base 90 to 491 and encodes 133 amino acids. Gene Ontology annotation, cellular component: extracellular matrix. The transcript is spliced from 5 exons.